AUGCUUUCAAAGCUGGAGAAACAGAUCCUAAUAGACCUGUGGGAUAAACUGGUACCAGUGGCAGAAGAUAUUGGGAGUGAGGCUCUAUACAGAAUGUUCACAACGUUUCCUAAAACAAAGACUUAUUUUGGUCACCUGGACCUCAGUCCAGGUUCUGAACAGCUGCGCACUCUGGGAAAGAGAAUUGUUGUAGCCAUAGCAGAGGAGACACGACACAUUAGCACUCCACUUUUUACCACCAAUCUGGGCUACCUCAGCAGAUACCACGCCUUCCAGUUGAGAAUACAUCCAACCAACUUUAAGCUUUUUAAUCACUGUAUCCUGGUGACUUUGGCAUGUCAUUUGAAGGACGAUUUCUCUGCUAUUGAUCAUGCAGCAACAGACAAGUACCUCUCAGCUUACGCAGCAGUGCUGGCGCAGAAGUUCAGAUGA
Molecule: messenger RNA, 432 nt
Organism: Trichomycterus rosablanca
Lineage: Eukaryota; Metazoa; Chordata; Actinopteri; Siluriformes; Trichomycteridae
Gene: hbae4
Product: hemoglobin alpha embryonic-4
Exons: 3
Coding region: 1-432 (143 amino acids)
Biological process (GO): oxygen transport; hydrogen peroxide catabolic process
Cellular component (GO): hemoglobin complex; blood microparticle; haptoglobin-hemoglobin complex
Molecular function (GO): organic acid binding; heme binding; oxygen binding
Source: RefSeq, a predicted model, not a curated record